AUGAGGCCUGAGAACCAGAGCAGCGUGUCCCACUUCCUCCUGCGGGGGCUCCCCAUCCGGCCCGAGCAGCAGGGCGCGUUCUUCGCCCUGUUCCUGGCCAUGUACCUGACCACGGUGCUGGGGAACCUGCUCCUUAUCCUGCUCAUCAGGCUGGACGCUCGCCUGCACACGCCCAUGUACUUCUUCCUCAGCCACUUGGCCUGCUCUGACAUCUCUUUGUCAUCUGUCACCGUCCCUAAGAUGCUCCUGAACAUGCAGACUCAGGACCAAUCCAUCCCCUAUGCAGGGUGUGUAACACAGAUGUAUUUUUUCAUAGUAUUUACUGCUUUGGACAAUUUCCUUCUCACCUCAAUGGCAUAUGAUCGGUACGUUGCCAUCUGUCACCCCCUCCACUACAUGACCAUCAUGAGAAAGGGACUGUGUUUCUUACUAGUAACUGGGUCCUGGCUCCUCUCCUGUGCCAGUGCCCUGUCCCACACCCUUCUCUUUGCCCAACUCAUGAGGCCUGAGAACCAGAGCAGCGUGUCCCACUUCCUCCUGCGGGGGCUCCCCAUCCGGCCCGAGCAGCAGGGCGCGUUCUUCGCCCUGUUCCUGGCCAUGUACCUGACCACGGUGCUGGGGAACCUGCUCCUUAUCCUGCUCAGCAGGCUGGACGCUCGCCUGCACACGCCCAUGUACUUCUUCCUCAGCCACUUGGCCUGCUCUGACAUCUGCUUCUCAUCUGUCACCGUCCCUAAGAUGCUCGUGAACAUGCAGACUCAGGACCAAUCCAUCCCCUAUGCAGGGUGUGUAGCACAGAUGUAUUUUUUCAUUUUUUUUACUGAUUUGGACAAUUUCCUUCUCACCUCAAUGGCAUAUGAUCGGUACGUUGCCAUCUGUCACCCCCUCCACUACAUGACCAUCAUGAGAGAGGGACUGUGUAUCUUUCUAGUAACCGGGUCCUGGCUCCUCUCUUGUGCCAAUGCCCUGUCCCACACCCUUCUCCUGACCCAACUGUCCUUCUGUGAUGACAACACCAUCCCCCAUUUCUUCUGUGACCUUGGUGCCCUGCUCAAGUUGUCCUGCUCUGACACCUCCCUCAAUGAGCUGGUCAUUUUCCCAGCAGGACUGGCCGUUAUUACUCUCCCACUAAUAUGCAUCUUGAUCUCUUAUGGCCGCAUUGGGGUCACCAUCCUGAAGGUUCCAUCUACCAAGGGCAUUUGCAAAGCCUUGUCCACCUGUGGCUCCCACCUCACUGUGGUGUCUCUGUACUAUGGGACAAUUAUUUGGCUCUAUCUUUUCCCCUCAUCCAACACCUCCAGUGACAACAACAUAAUUGCUUCUGUGAUGUACACAGUGGUCAUUCCAAUGCUGAACCCUUUCAUUUAUAGCCUGAGGAACAGAGACAUGAAGGGGGCCCUGGAGAAACUCAUCAACAGAGUAACAGUCUUAUGUCAUGAUGUUCGCUCAUCUUUAUGA
This is a messenger RNA of Rhinolophus ferrumequinum (greater horseshoe bat), 1458 nucleotides long. Its product is annotated as olfactory receptor 1J4-like. NCBI's taxonomy places the organism in Eukaryota, Metazoa, Chordata, Mammalia, Chiroptera, Rhinolophidae. The transcript is spliced from 2 exons. Gene Ontology annotation, cellular component: membrane. Bases 1 to 1458 code for a protein of 485 amino acids. Gene Ontology annotation, biological process: G protein-coupled receptor signaling pathway. Gene Ontology annotation, molecular function: olfactory receptor activity; G protein-coupled receptor activity. The record is from RefSeq and is a predicted model, not a curated record.